This is a messenger RNA of Scleropages formosus (Asian bonytongue), 5877 nucleotides long. RefSeq names its product receptor-type tyrosine-protein phosphatase U-like. Gene Ontology annotation, molecular function: protein tyrosine phosphatase activity; protein binding. Gene Ontology annotation, biological process: protein dephosphorylation. NCBI's taxonomy places the organism in Eukaryota, Metazoa, Chordata, Actinopteri, Osteoglossiformes, Osteoglossidae. The coding region runs from base 142 to 4533 and encodes 1463 amino acids. The record is from RefSeq and is a predicted model, not a curated record. The transcript is spliced from 30 exons. Gene Ontology annotation, cellular component: membrane.
GAUGUGUGUCCUGACGUCAGGAGCGCAGCUCGCGGCACUCGGCUCCCGCGCUGCGGCUGUCAGACGCGCUCCGGCACGAGCCCGGGACUCCAUGGGAGCGGAGUGACUGCGGAGCGGACCUGAGCGGGACCAGCGAUCGCGAUGAGGUGCGCGGCUCUGCUGCUCGCGCUGCUCGCGCUGGGCGUGCGGGUGCACGCGGACAGCGCAGAGAGACCAACAGUUGGCUGCACCUUUGACGAAGACUCAAGCCCCAGCCUGCGUGAAUGUCGACAGGGGCAGGAUGAUGACUUUGACUGGCAGCUGAUUCGGACGUACAGCUGGUCGCAGGGGACGCCGGAUCUCCUGCCGGGCUCCUUCAUGUUGGUGAACUCUUCUCAACACGCCGGGGGCCAGCGAGCCCAGCUCCUGAUGCGCACCCUCAGCGAGAACGACACACACUGCGUCCAGUUCAGCUACUUCCUGUACAGCAGGGACGGCCACAGCCCCGGAACGCUGCGGGUCUUCGUGCGGGUCAACGGCGGGCCCCUGGGCAGCCCUGUCUGGAACAUCUCGGGUUCCUGCGGGCAACAGUGGCAUCAGGUGGAGCUGGCGGUCAGCACCUUCUGGCCCAGUGACUAUCAGGUCUUGUUCGAGGCAACCGUGUCUGCGGAGCGACAGGGCUACAUCGCCCUGGAUGACAUCCUGCUCCUCAACUACCCCUGCUACAAAGUGCCCCAUUUCUCACGGCUGGGGGAUGUGGAGGUCAACACGGGGCAAAACGCCACUUUCCAGUGCGUGGCAUCGGGACGCGUCUCCGAGGCGGAGCAGUUCCUGCUGGAGAGGCACAAUGGGGCUGUGGAGCUGGUAUCCUCAGUCCAGAAAACGAGCCACCGUCGCUACGUGGCAACUUUUCAGCUGGAUGGUGCGGUGCAUGUGGGACAGCGGGUAGAACAGCAGGUGGAGCAGCGGGUGAGACAGUGGGCGGGGCACAACCAGUAUCGCUGUAUCUCCUCUUCGCCUCGAGGAGCAGCAGUCUCCAACUUUGCCGACCUCAUUGUGAAAGUGCCCCCCACCCCCACAGAGGCCCCCCAGUUACUGCGUGCAGGCUCCACCUACCUGAUCAUCCAGCUGAACACAGACUCCAUGGUGGGCGACGGGCCUGUGAUCCGGAGGGAAAUUGAGUACCGCUCCGGCCUCUCGCCUUGGUCUGAGGUGCACGGCGUCAGUGCCAGUACCUACAAGGUGUGGCACCUGGAGCCCGACACAGAGUACCGCAUCGGUGUGCUGCUAACCCGACCCGGGGAAGGCGGAACCGGCCGCCCUGGACCUCCGCUCGUCAGUCGCACUAAGUGCGCAGAGCCGAUGCGCGCCAUCCGGGGCCUCGCGGCGACCGAGAUCCAGUCCCGCCAGCUGUCUCUACAGUGGGAGCCACUGGGCUACAACCUGACGCGCUGCCACAGCUACACGGUGUCUCUGUGCUACCGCUACUCCACCACAGGGGGUGCUGGAGUGCACAACGCCACGGUGCGUGAGUGCCUGGCUGUGGAGCAGGACACCCCUCGCCUCACCCUGCGUGACCUGCCACCCUACCGCCCCGUACACGUCCGGCUGGCCCUCGCUAACCCCGAGGGCAGGAAGGAGAGCCGCGAAGUCACCUUUCAGACGGAGGAGGAUGUUCCUGGUGGCAUCGCCACAGAGUCGCUCACCUUCACCCCCCUGGACGACAUGGUCUUCCUGAAGUGGGAGGAGCCCGUGGAGCCCAACGGCCUCAUCACUCAGUACGAGAUCAGCUACCAGAGCAUCGAGUCGUCGGACCCGGGGGUGAACGUGCCGGGCCCCAGGCGCACCGUGUCCAAGCUGCGCAAUGAGACCUACCACAUGUUCUCUGGUCUGCAGCCGGGCACCACCUACCUGGUGUCGGUCCGCGCCCGGACGGCCAAGGGCUUCGGCCUCACCGCCCUCACCGAGAUCACCACCAACAUCUCGGCCCCCGCCUUCGACUACAGCACAGCGCCGGCGCCCCUCGGAGAGUCGGAGAGCACAAUCACCGUGGUGCUGCGGCCAGCGCAGGCCCGGGGCGCCCCCGUCAGUAUCUACCAGGUUGUGGUGGAGGAGGAGGGCGUCGAGCAGCGAGGGGGCGAUCCCUCCCGCCAGGUGAAGAGGGAGCUCGGCAAGCAGGAGUGCUUUGUUUCGCCGGCGUCUCGCGGGGACGGGAGGACCGGAGGGGAGCACGCCUACUGCACGGCCGAGCUCCCGCCCAGCAGCGUCGCCGAGGCCACGCCCUUCACCGUGGGUGACAACCGCACCUACAACGGCUAUUGGAACAUGCCCCUGGACCCGGCGCACAACUACGCCAUCUACUUCCAGGCCACGAGUCACUUCCGAGGAGAAAUGAGGAUGAGCUGCGUCCGAAUCGCCCGCAAAGUCGCCUGCAGGGACCACAGAGAGGCCCUGGAGGUGUCCCAGCACUCGGAGGACGUGGGCCUCAUCGCCGGGGGCUGCGCAGGGGGACUGCUGCUCCUCACACUGCUGCUGGGACUCGUCGUCCUGCUCCUCAGGAGGAGGGACGCGCUGAGCGUCCGCAAGGCGCCCAUGUCCUACCGGCCAGAGAAGGUCCAGUCCAAGGGACGUGGCUCCCUGGAACAGAGCAGAGUGGCGGAGGAGAGCCGGGCGGCGCUGCCCUUCGUCGACCCCCACGGCUGCGCGGCGCGCCAUGAGCAGCGCCACUUGAUGAACGAGUCCAGCAGCCUCCUGGUGCGGUCUCCACGGCGACCGUGCGCGCACAAGACCUCGGCGUACCCAACGGGGCAGCUCCGCCCGGCCGUUCGCGUCGCCGACCUCCUGCAGCACAUCAGCCAGAUGAAGACGGCCGAGGGCUACGGGUUCAAGCAGGAGUACGAGAGCUUCUUCAGCAGCUGGGAGAGCCCCAGUAAGAAGGAGAAGAGCCGCGGGCGUCGCAACAGCGCGCUGGGCUACGACCGCCAUCAGGUGAAGCUCCACCCACUGCUGGGCGAACCCGGUACAGACGGCGUCGGCGCCAACUACAUCGACAUUCGGAUAAACAGGGAAGGUUACCAUCGAUCCAACCACUUCAUCGCCACGUACGGGCCCAAGCAGGACAUGGUCUACGACUUCUGGAGGAUGGUGUGGCAAGAGAACAGCUACAGCAUCAUCAUGCUCACCAAGCUGGUGGAAGCGGGCAGGGUCAAGUGCCACAAAUACUGGCCGGAAGACAACGACGUGUACGGGGACAUGAAGAUCACACUGCUGAAGACGGAGACGCUGGCAGAGUACGCCGUUCGGACCUUCAGCAUGGAGCGGAGGGGCUACUCGGCCAAACACGAAGUGAAGCAGUUCCACUUCACCUCUUGGCCAGAGCACGGCGUUCCGCACCAUGCCACGGGACUGCUGGCCUUCCUCCGCCGUGUCAAGGCAUGCACGCCCCCCGACACGGGCCCCCUAGUGGUGCACUGCAGCUCCGGCGCUGGCCGUACCGGCUGCUACAUCGUGCUCGAUGUCAUGCUGGACAUGGCAGAAUGCGAAGGCGUGGUGGACAUUUACAACUGCGUCAAGACGCUCUGCUCUCGACGCAUCAACAUGAUCCAAUCGGAGGAGCAGUAUGUCUUCAUCCACGAGGCCAUCCUGGAGGCCUGUCUGUGUGGAGAGACAGCCAUCGCUGUGGCUGAGUUUCCUUCCAGCUAUGCGGAGAUGCUGAGGGUGGAGCCCCAGAGUAACUCCUCCCACUUACGAGAGGAGUUCCAGACGCUGAACUCUGUGACACCCCGUCUGGAUGUGGAGGAGUGCAGCGUUGCCCUGCUGCCCAGGAACCGCGAGAAGAACCGCACCAUGGACGUGCUGCCACCCGACCGCUCGCUAGCGCCGCUGGCCGCCGCCGAGGGCGAGAGCGCCGGUUACAUCAAUGCCGCGUUGGCCGAUGGCUUCCUGCGGCCCGCUGCCUUCGUCGUCACGCCGCACCCGCUGCCCGGCACCACCGCCGACUUCUGGAGGCUCGUCUUCGACUACGGCUGUACGACCGUGGUGAUGCUCAACCAGCUGAACCAGUCCAACUCGGCCUGGCCCUGUCUGCAGUACUGGCCCGAACCCGGACUGCAGCACUAUGGGCCCAUGCAGGUGGAGUUCCUGUCCCGGUCGGUCGAUGACGAAGUCGUCACUCGCUUGUUCCGUGUCAAGAACCUCGCAAGGGAGGGCCAGCUGGUGGUGCGGCAGUUCCAGUUCCUGCGCUGGUCGGCCUACCGAGACGUGCCGGACUCCAGGAAGGCCUUCCUCGGCCUGCUGCUCCUGGUGCUCAAGUGGCAGGCGGAUGCUGGGAAUGGCCGCACUGUGGUGCACUGCUUGAAUGGCGGCGGCCGCAGCGGAACCUUCUGUGCCUGCGCCAUGCUCCUGGAGAUGAUCCAAUCGCAUGGCAUAGUAGACGUCUUCCAUGCUGUCAAGACGCUGCGCAACUCGAAGCCAAACCUGGUGGAGACUCUGGACCAGUACCGGUUCUGCUAUGACCUUGCACUGGAGUACCUGGACCGCAUGGAGCUGAGGUAGCAGCGGCCUUUGUAUCCCACCCAACACCAGUGGGCCCAGAGCCCAUGCCCAGCUGAUGUGUUUUUGGCUCCGUAUCACAUCCCACUGGAGAAGAUGGACCAGGAGAAGACUGGGCGGUGCGAGGGCUGAGGAAGCACUCUGGGCUCCUCUCCUUUUCUGGAUUUUUCUGUGUCAAUCCAUGUUUCUACCCGGGGUGCGAACCCCGGGUGCAUCGUGUUUCGUGUUCCUCUUCGUCCUGAGCACGUGAACGGCUGGACUGUCCAGAUGGACCGGAGUCCAGAGUGACCGGCGCAAACAGGCCCGCUGGCUGACCUGCGGGAGGCGCUGUCGGGAAUCCUUCUGUACGAGGAGCCACUGUGAGACGGACCUGUCCGCAUCCUUCUGCAGCGCUGACCUCUGGGUCUCGGUCGGAGUGGAUGUGGGCGUUGCCAUGGAGACAAGCUCUCAGACAUGUUUUGCUCAGCGGACGGGAUUCUGAGGGGAAUCGCACUCUGUUAUAUUAUUAUACGAGGCUCUUUGUCCCGGUCUGCUAUUUAUUAUUUAUGUGCACAACACAAAUCUGUUGUUAUUCUUUAUGCAAACUGCUUGUCCAUCAUACGAUUCUGUGUGUGUGCGCGCGUGUCUGUGUACGUAUGUGUGUGUGUGUGUGGCAGAAUGACCCCUCAGAGCUUGUGUGACCCAGUCGGUCUCUGGAGUCACAGAGCAGCCAGCAGACUGAGAAACGGGCAGAACUGUUUAUCAUACAGCUGCUUUAUUAUUAUUAUUAUUAUUAUUCCUCAGAGUGUACACUGCAUCAUCUCCUCUGUGCGCUUCGACUACCUUUGACUUUCAGUGCCCUCUAAGGCCACAAGAUCCCGACAGGAGGCCAGACUGUCUGCCUGUGCAUUUCCUGUGUUUUACUACUUUUUCCCAUGUCUGCCAGUAAAACCCAUCAUCUGAUCACAUGACUGAUGUUACGUGAGGAUGUUCAGGGGUCACUGACAUUUGACACAGUUUCCACCAGACACUGAAGACCAAGCACACCACACGUGCGUGCGCGUGUGCGUGCGUGUGUGCACGUGCCCCUAACCCUUAGUGUUCACACUGACUGUUCGAACCCGGGAUCAGAGGGUGAAGGUGGCGCAUUGAUGAAAUGCUGUUUGAAUGUCUUCUGCUCCACAUGCGGCUGGGAGGCAAACCCUGCGCCAGCUUUCCCAUCGCGCACAGCGCCGAGACCGUCCGAGGCCAGCGAACCUGUACAAAACUGUGUACGUUACUGCGGUUAAAUGUCAUCUUUCAUAUUCAUUGGUUGGAAGAAGUUCUGAAAUUAAAGUAGAAAAGCAACAACUAACUGAACGCGUCACU